Messenger RNA from Paramacrobiotus metropolitanus, 809 nucleotides. RefSeq lists its product as uncharacterized. The coding region runs from base 142 to 663 and encodes 173 amino acids. Lineage: Eukaryota; Metazoa; Tardigrada; Eutardigrada; Parachela; Macrobiotidae. The record is from RefSeq and is a predicted model, not a curated record. The transcript has a single exon.
UCUCGUUAUCGACGAACGCUUGGUUUGUUGUUUUGAGUGAAGCUGUGAAAGACAAGAAGGUUGUCGCUAAUCGAUUACUACGCUAGUCUUGCAGAAAUGCGGGCGCUUGCUUAAAUUGUGCUCGGUUUGUUUUAGGGAAAAAUGAAAACUACUAAGAAAGCGAAGGCUCAGACAGAUAUGGGCGCCCGAGUAGAAGAAGCAGCUGAAGCAUCAUCAGUCACCACUGCCUCGCACGCAAGAUCAGAAGUUAACGAGGAUCUUCGAAGCUUAUUUCAAGAUGCCGGUUCGAAGCCAUUUAAAUUCUUCGAUAAUAACGAUCAGGAUAUGGAUGAUCCUCUUUCUACCCCUUCGGCUGCACUUCAUAAAUUUCCUCAGAAAUUUACGCACUUUGAAACCGUGGACGAGACACCGGUAACGGAGGAUGAAUUCAUACCAACACCACACGUGUUUUCAGUUUCCCACAGCUUUACUGGGAAUUUUUUCUUUACGGUCGAUGAUCCGCGCUUGCUGGAAGGUCGGCGGUAUCUCGCCAUGAGCGAUGAAGAAAGAGCGAGCAAUCUGGCUGAAUGGGAAAAGACGAGGCCUCAAAUGAUGGCGGAUUUCAAGAAGCAGAAAAAACAAGCUAACCGAAAGCGAACUUUUAUGGAAAGGAAACAGACGUAAACUUUUCCUCAUAAAUGAUAAAUGUCAUAAUCUGUACUGCGAUACAGCAGUAAUUACCUGUGAUGGAAUUAGUUUUGUGGCUUCAUUAAUUAUGGUAUCUUACACCGUUUACCUGCGAUUUUCCGAUAAAAACGAAUUGUUUGUUG